CACGGAAAGCAGGGCUCAUGAGCUCAAGCGCGGACUUUCGGUACUCAAAGGGCGGCUCAGCCCGAUCCAUCGACCCGACAGUUCGGUACCACUCAUGUUGGUUGGUGAACCGGCUAAAUGGACUCGGCGAUAGAACAAAUUUUCAAUCAAGUCUUCUGCAAUAAUGCGGCGCGGAUGCAGAAAUGCCUGGUGUUUAAAUGGGGCAGGGUAAAAUGGUUGGACGAGCGGGGUUCAUUCGUACGACGUUACACACCUAUUGUGUGUUUUGGGAGUAGGUUAGGCGAUCGCGAGUAAUUUUGUAUGGGUUUUCGAACCGUUUGAAUGGGUUUUAUGCGUUGGCAUGGGGGUUGGCGGUGUUGGAAAGGUUAAAAGAGGGGGAAUGAAAUGCAAUCGCCGAGAUUUUGCGAAGGAAUGUUAAUAAAUAGAGGGGGCUAUAAAGAUGGGUGUUAUUUCCAUCAUUCGUUUUGACUGAUUUUUUUGCUUUUUCUAGUCCGCUCUGCUGCUUUCAAUGCUGGUCUUCUAACGCAAUAUCGAGGCGUACUUGAGCGAGAAGAAAGCCUCCCUCAUCUACCUCAUUUCCGAUUGUCUAUGAUCUAGCGGGGUAGAUACACUCGGAUUCAGCGUUAUCUAUUUUAUCAAUGUUACACCAACCGUUACAAUAAGCUUAUUUAACUGUUUGAUUCUUCCGUUACAUUGUACCGAAGCCACGCCUCUGUGUAUGUUGUUUAUAUAACAGUUGUACGAAUCUUAUCAGAUUGUUGGCUAAGCUUCCAUGACGCCUUCUUCUCCUGUGCUUAUCCCCGUCAUUUUUUACCGAGUUGGUGGCGUUGAUUAGAGUGGUGGAAGAAAAAGCUUGAUUACUUCUUAUAUAUCUUGUUUUUGUUGCUUCCUUGCUUGCUUGUCAAUUGUCUAAUUGAUGAGUCGGAGAGGUUAUAUCCAUGUCUUCUAUUAGAAGUUCAACUUUUGGAUUGCAAAUAUCUGAAACAAUGAGAUGUGCCGGACAAGCAGCAAAAAGUCGGAGAGAGAAGAAAUCCCAAAAGAGAAAUAACAUGGCGAAAAUUCGAUCGAGAUUGGGGAGGGUGUUUGGGAGGGUGUGGGAAUUUUGGCAUGAUUUCAAAAAGUGGAGAAGAGAUGCUGAAGAAGCGAGACAAAGACGAGCGGAUAGAUACGAUAACCAUAUGGUGAAUCCUGAUGAUAUAUGGUGAUACUUGGACGAAAACUCAUCUGCAGUCUAGAAUGGCUUCACAUGAGACGAGAAAGAGUUACGCACUGCACCAUAGAACUCGAGGUGGCAUGUGAUGCCCUAAGCCCAACAGCCGGAUCGACAUUUAUAGAGCAUGGCCAGAUCCUCAUAUUCUGAUAUUCUAUGGCCUGGGUUGCGGCCCUCGUAUGAGAUACCUCGUCCAUGCCAUUGCUUGUUAGUAUUCGAGAGACAGCAGGAUUGUGUACCGUCGGUAUCAGCACUUCUAAGACAAAGAGACAAACUUGUUUAUUGAGAACCUUCUCAACGUGUAAUGCUAUUCCGGGGUACACGAGCAGGCCUGAGAACAAAGUAUUGCCGCGUCAGAAGCCUUGCUAUUACCAACUACGGAGUACUACCCUCUCCAUACACUUGUCUGGAGAGAAUUCGGCUAUUGAGGUUCUCUAGAUAUCAAAUCUGGAGAAGUACUGUUUGGUUUGGUUUGCAGAUAAAUCCGAGGGAAAUGAGGAGGAAAAUCGUUUUAAAGUUUAAGACAAAGCUUCUUGCAUGCGGUUUUUGCAAUGGAAAAUGGAAAUAGAAUGGCUUGAUUCGGUUAAAUUGAUAGAUAUGUAUAACGUGGACAAUAUCAGUGGAGAAAGGGACCUGAUCAAUGUCAGCGAAAAUCUUCUACGAUCGUCUCGCUCUGAUAUGGCGACGGUGGGUGCAUGGACUUAUGAACGUUGAAGAGGUUUAGCUGAAUGGUACAUACUGAUUACAUAGCUAGUUUCUUGCACAAU
Messenger RNA from Botrytis sinoallii, 1977 nucleotides. RefSeq lists its product as uncharacterized. Lineage: Eukaryota; Fungi; Ascomycota; Leotiomycetes; Helotiales; Sclerotiniaceae. The record is from RefSeq and is a predicted model, not a curated record. The coding region runs from base 939 to 1205 and encodes 88 amino acids. The transcript is spliced from 3 exons.